Ictalurus furcatus (blue catfish) is the source of this 1985-nucleotide messenger RNA. RefSeq names its product pre-B-cell leukemia homeobox 2 (gene pbx2). Gene Ontology annotation, biological process: embryonic organ development; eye development; animal organ morphogenesis. Gene Ontology annotation, molecular function: DNA-binding transcription factor activity, RNA polymerase II-specific; RNA polymerase II cis-regulatory region sequence-specific DNA binding. Gene Ontology annotation, cellular component: nucleus. Lineage: Eukaryota; Metazoa; Chordata; Actinopteri; Siluriformes; Ictaluridae. The record is from RefSeq and is a predicted model, not a curated record. The coding region runs from base 40 to 1281 and encodes 413 amino acids. The transcript is spliced from 9 exons.
GAGACAGCUGGCGCGGCUUAGAUUAAUGUGACGCUCGGUAUGUUGCAGCAGCAGCCUAUUGCAGGCAACGGGCCCAACUCAGGCCGGGGGCUCGCGUUGACAGGUCACCCGGGAAUGCACGCCCUGAACUCGGUGCACCCUCCGCCACAACACCGGUCCGAUGGCGACGCGGGCCUCGAGGGAGCAGAAAACGGUCAUGAAAACAGACGAGACAUUGGGGACAUUUUGCAACAAAUCAUGACCAUCACCGACCAAAGUCUAGACGAAGCCCAGGCGAAAAAACAUGCCCUGAACUGUCACCGAAUGAAACCGGCUUUGUUCAGCGUGCUUUGUGAAAUUAAAGAGAAAACCGGUCUGUCCAUGCGAAACACGCAGGAGGAAGAGCCGCCGGACCCGCAGCUAGUCCGACUGGACAACAUGCUCCUGGCCGAGGGCGUGGCCGGCCCGGAGAAAGGAGGCGGGGCUGCCGCGGCCGUCUCUGCGGCGACCAGCUCGGGCGGUAUGUCUCCGGACAGCUCAUUGGAGCACUCGGACUACAAACAGAAGCUGAGCCAGAUUCGCACGAUUUACCACACCGAGCUGGAGAAAUAUGAGCAGGCGUGCAGCGAGUUCACGACUCACGUGAUGAACCUGCUACGUGAACAGUCGCGUACGCGGCCCGUGUCCCCGCGCGAGAUCGAGCGCAUGGUGGCCAUCAUCCACCGCAAGUUCAGCUCUAUCCAGACGCAGCUCAAACAAAGCACGUGCGAGGCCGUCAUGAUCCUCCGCUCCCGUUUCCUGGACGCCAGGCGCAAGAGACGCAACUUCAGCAAGCAGGCCACGGAGGUGCUGAACGAGUACUUCUACUCGCACCUGUCUAACCCUUAUCCUAGCGAGGAGGCCAAAGAGGAGCUCGCCAAACAGUGCGGCAUCACCGUCUCUCAGGUGUCGAACUGGUUUGGCAACAAGAGGAUCCGCUACAAGAAAAACAUCGGCAAGUUCCAGGAAGAGGCCAACCUUUACGCCAUGAAGACGGCCAUGGGGGCGACGCAGCGAGAGGGGUCGCCCCAUACCCCCAACUCCACCGGCUCAGGGUCCUUCUCGCUCUCAGGGUCAGCUGAUCUCUUCCUUGGAGUUCCUCCAGUGAACGGAGAGCAGCCUGGCUACCACAUGGGGCCUCAGGACUCGCGCUUUUCAGAAAGACUCUAUAGUCCCAGAGAGAGCCGGACUAACGGGACCUGGCAGGAACAGAACACGCCUCCCUCUCCACCUGGAAGCGAGGGCUCUGACGAUUCGGACUGAUGGCCGCCGCUGUUCGAGAGACGAGGACAAAGGAGAAAACGGGAAGAACGAUGGUCAUUAUUCUGCCAAAGUGCAGUGUGUUUAGUUUAGUUUUGUUUUGUUUUGGUUUUCUUUUUGUUUUUUUUUUAAAAAGUCUAUCUGGAAAGCGUGUGCACAAGAGAGAUGGAGGAAAUGGCUUUUAUUUAGGCUCAUGUACUCGGCCGUUUGUUUUUAUUUUUUGUUUUGUUUUUUUUUAAAUUAUAUAUAUAUAUAUAUAUAUAAUUUUCCAUCACUACUUCCACUACUCGUUAUUGCAAUAUUUGGGUUCUGAAGAAGGAAGGGAAGCUGCAUUGUAAGCUGCAUUAAGUCUGCUUUUGUUUAUAACUAUAGUGCUAUUGUUACUGUUAUCACUGCUAUUCUAACCCUAUAUUGUUUCUUUUGAAGCUCAGAUAGAGAACUGAACAUGAAUUGGCAUGGCUGAAAGGGGCAAUAGAGAAUAAUCCAAAGAUCGUUUUGUCUUCUGUUUUUAUUUUGUGUGUGUGUGUGUGUGUGUGUGUGUGUUUUCUCUUUUUUACUGUCUUCUGAAUGGGGUGCGUUUGGCGUCUUUAUUUACGGUUUGAAUGCGUAUAUCAACAGUGCUGUCUUUCUCUGUACAGUGAAACACCUGUAUUCUCUACCUCUUUUACAAUAAAGACUGUUUGUGUACACAUUCAGCCACACCGCCA